Plasmodium berghei ANKA is the source of this 3918-nucleotide messenger RNA. Its product is annotated as secreted ookinete protein, putative. Bases 1 to 3918 code for a protein of 1305 amino acids. The transcript has a single exon. NCBI's taxonomy places the organism in Eukaryota, Apicomplexa, Aconoidasida, Haemosporida, Plasmodiidae. The record is from RefSeq and is a predicted model, not a curated record.
AUGGGUAAUAUUAAAGAGUUGUUUAUUUUUUUUUGCCUUUUGUCUGUUGUUUUUCCUUUAAUUUAUUGUGAAAAAAAUAAUGAAAAAAAAAUUCAUUUCAAAAUAGAGUUACUUGAUAACGAUUUUCUACUAUCAAAUGAUCACUUAAAGAAAGAAAAAAACAUAUUUCAAAGUGGAAAUAAAUUAAAAAUAAAAACCUUUGAAAAAAUUCAAGGAAAUGUUCUUGAGAGAGCCAUAGUUGUAGAACAAGUGAACAAACUAAAAAGUGGAAAUGUGGAGGAAAAUGGUAUAAGCUUAGAGGAUUCAAGUGAUGAUAAUACAGGCUCGAAUAAUGACGUAAACAAAAAUAAAAUGAAAGUUAUUUCAUCUGAAGAAUCCGUAGAAAAUGAUAUUCAUAUGUUACGUAAGGUUUAUCAAAAAACAUUGCCGGAUAUAACGACGACUUAUUGUUAUAUUAGAUACACAUUUAAUCUUAAUUUAGAGAAAUUAAGUGAAAGUAAUAAAAGUGAGAUAUUUAAAGGAAUAAAUAACAGUUUAGAUUAUACAUCUUUUUUACCAAAAGAUAAAAUGAACGUUACAGAAUCCAUACUAGAAAAUGAAUAUACAAAUAUAGAUAAAUCCGAGGGUUCUAAUGGUUCUAUUAUAUCAAACUUGGAACUAAUAAAUGGUGAUAUCGAGACGGAAAAUACCAACGAAGAAUACAUUAAAACAGUUGAUGAUAUUAUUGACUAUUUUGAUGAUAAUAAUGAUACGUUGAGUAUACCGAUACCUAUUAAAAAUAAAUUAAUAAGUGAAAAAAAAAACCUAAUCGAAUAUAAUCAGUCCAAAAACUACGAAGAUCCUGAAAUAAACAAAGAGCAUAUGGAAACUAUUGGAUUUUAUGAAAUGCUAAAAAUGUUAAAAAAUUCUUUUUUUAUGACAAAAAACCUAAAAAGUUUAUCACAAAAUAUAAAUGAGAAAAAAGAUAAUAAAAUCGAUAUUGAAAAAGAUAUUGAUGGCAUUUUUAUAAAUUCAAUUAUUAAUAUAUUUGGCUGUUAUGACACGUUGAAAAAAAAUAAUAAAAUAGAUUCUAUUUUCAUGAGUAUUGAAAAUAAAAAUAAUAUAAACAGAUAUGCUGAAAUACAUGAUCAUAAUUUUUCUAAUAAGUCACCUAGACGCGACAUGUUGAAUGAAAGUUUUAUAAAUAUUAAUGAAGAUGACGGAGAAUGCGAAUCCUUUUUAAAAUCAAUUUUACAAAAUAAAAUAUUUGAAAAUGAUUCAAGAGCUUCAGAGAACGAACAAAACAUGAGUUUUGAUACGGAAAUGGGUAACCAAGAAGGUACUGAAGAAAAUUAUUUAAAAUCAGGCGAUUCAUUUGAUAAUAGUUCAAAUAUAAAUAUACUUAAACCAAGUGUUAGAAAAUUAUACAAUACUCCUAGCAAUUUCGAUUACAAUAACAAUGAUAAUACAGAAGAAUUAAGUUCCAUGGAAGGAAUACAUACUGAUUUAGGCGAUAUUGAAUCAUUUGCAGAAAUAUCUGAUAAACUGAGAAAUUGUGAUAUAUUCGACGAGAGUGAUGGAAAUGAUGAUGAUAAUAGUGAUGAAGGUGAGGAUUAUAAUGAUGAAGGUAAGGAUUAUAAUGAUGUAGAUGAGGAUUAUAAUGAUGUAGAUGAGGAUUAUAAUGAUGUAGAUGAGGAUUAUAAUGAUGUAGAUGAUGAUUAUAGUGAUGAAGAUGAAGAUUAUAAUGAUGUAGAUGAGGAUUAUAAUGAUGAAGAUGAAGAUUAUAGUGAUGAAGAUGAGGAUUAUAAUGAUGUAGAUGAGGAUUAUAGUGAUGAAGAUGAGGAUUAUAAUGAUGUAGAUGAGGAUUAUAGUGAUGUAGAUGAGGAUUAUAAUGAUGUAGAUGAGGAUUAUAGUGAUGUAGAUGAGGAUUAUAGUGAUGAAGAUGAAGAUUAUAAUGAUGUAGAUGAGGAUUAUAAUGAUGUAGAUGAGGAUUAUAGUGAUGUAGAUGAGGAUUAUAGUGAUGAAGAUGAAGAUUAUAAUGAUGUAGAUGAGGAUUAUAAUGAUGAAGAUGACGAAAAUGACGAUAUUUCUUGGGAUGAUAAUUCCGACAAUGGUGUAUUUGCAAGAGAAUACGUAGAUAAAAAUAAUAUGAAUAGGAGGAUGGAUUACGAUGGUUAUAAUAAGAAUGGUAAUUUUGUCGAAGAUGAAAAUGACGCUAUAAAUCGCACUGAAGAAAUUGGAAUAGAAGAUGUUGUAGGUGCCUUAUUAAGAGUAGGCACAAAAAAAAUAAAAGGUUUAGGAAAAACUGAUACUGCAAAAAAAAUUAAAAAAAAUAUGAGUAUUAGUAAUUUAUCAGGAAAAGUUAAUGGAAUUAUGGGAAACAUUAAGAAUGCAGCAAAAAAGACUAUUAGUAAGCCCCAAAAGGAAAUUUCAAAUAGUAUUAAUAAUAUUAAAAGACAUGGGGAAAAUAUAGUUGAUCAAACUAAAAGGGAAAUAAAAAAAAAUACAAAUAAUAUUAAAGUAAGUACAAUAAAUGGAAUGAAUAAUAUUAAAAACCAAGCAACACAAGGUAUUAAUAAACUAAAGAAUGGCAUGAAAAAGAAUGUUAAUGUAAUGAAGGAAAAAAGUAAAAGCUUUUCUGAUAAAGCUACAAACGCAGGGAAAAGUAGCAUUAAUCAACUUAAAAAUAAAGCUAAAAAUGGAAUUAAGAAUGUUAAAAAAGGCGGAAAUAAAAUUGCUAAUAAAGUAGUGAAAGGAAGUAAAGAUACUGUAAAUAAACUUGAAAAUAAAGCAAAAAAGGGGGUUGAAACAGUUAAAGAAAAAACAGAAAAUGCCAUAGAUCGAGUUGCAAAAGUAAUAAAGGAUGGCGCAAAUAAACUUGAACAAGAAGCAAAAAAGGGAGUUGAAGCAGUUAAAGUAAAAACUGAAAAUGCUGUAGACAAAGUUACUAAGACUGCAAAAGAUAAUGGAGAUAAACUUAAAAAAGAAGCAAAAAAGGGAGUUGAAGCAGUUAAAGUAAAAACUGAAAAUGCUGUAGACAAAGUUACUAAGACUGCAAAAGAUAAUGGAGAUAAACUUAAAAAAGAAGCAAAAAAGGGAGUUGAAGCAGUUAAAGUAAAAACUGAAAAUGCUGUAGACAAAGUUACUAAGACUGCAAAAGAUAAUGGAGAUAAACUUAAAAAAGAAGCAAAAAAGGGAGUUGAAGCAGUUAAAGUAAAAACCGAAAAUGCUGUAGAUAAAGCUGUAAAAGUAGUGAAGGAUGGUGCAAAUAAACUUGAAAAUGAAACAAAAAAGGGAGUUGAAGCAGUUAAAGUAAAAACCGAAAAUGCUGUAGAUAAAGCUGUAAAAGUAGUGAAGGAUGGUGCAAAUAAACUUGAAAAUGAAGCAAAAAAAGUGGUUAAAGAAAUUAAGACAAAAGGUGAUAAGAUUAUAGAUAAUGGUGAAAAAUAUGCAAAAAAUAUCACGGGAAAAGUUUUGACUGAAACAAAAAAUACUGUAGAAAAUAUUACAAAAGAAGUGGAAAAAGGAAUAAAGGAUAACAAAACAGGAAUUAAAGCUUCUAGCACAAAUUUAGAGAAUAAUAAAAAUGGUGGUAUAAAUAAAACUAAUGAAGGAUUAAAUAAAGAAAAAAAUAGCACAAAAACAAAGGAUGUAUUACCUGCAUCCCCCAAAAAAGGUGCUAAAAGUACCCCAGUAAAUAAAAACUCCAAUAGUAAAACAUCCUUAUUAAGUAUAUCUGAUGACAUCAAUGAAGAAUCCUUAAAUAAAGAAAAUAUAAAAAAAGAAAUAAAUAAAAUUGAUAAAGAAUACAAAAAAUUGAAAAAAAUGGAAAAAAAAUUAAAUGAAGAAUUAAAGAACCCCUCUCCUUCAGACACACAAAUAAUUCAUGAAUUUGAUGAAUAUGAAAAAACAGUUGAAAAGAAAAAUAAAAAAUUAUAA